CCGCGCAACCUGACAGCGCAUCCGCGUGCGCAGCUCCUCUGGGUAGCAUUCGUCUUCGUCCAGUGAAGCAGCGCGGCAGGAGUUGCAAGGUGGCACUGGCAGUAGUUUCGUUGAGUUAAACUGGAAGGCUGUGCAGUCAGGUUGGUGUACCCACACGGUGAGCUCCACAAGACCUGCUGAACGGGGGAGACAUGGAGGAGACGGGCGGUGCAAGUGCGUACGGGGUUUCGCUCGCGGGAGGAGGCUUCGACUUCUACAAGUUUGUCCGACAACCUCAAACCAUCGUGCGGAUACUCAGCUGGAUAUUUGCCCUGGUGGUGUUUGCUUCCAUCACAACAGAGGGAUACAUCAACUCUAGCCACAGUGCCAAGGCGACGUGCAUCUUCAACCAGAAUGACUCCGCAUGUCAUUACGCAAUAGGCAUCGGGGUGAUUGCCUUCCUGGCGUGUGUGGCCUUCCUGAUGUUGGACGCUUACUUGCCUUUUAUGAGCAACGCACGGGACAGGAAGUACGCUGUCAUGGCAGAUCUGGGAUUCUCAGGGGCGUGGAGCUUCCUGUGGUUUGUGUGUUUCUGCCUGUUGGCCAGUCAGUGGGCUAAAACUCAAGAUAUCAGCGGUAUCCCAGAGGACGCUGCGCGUGCCACUGUUACCUUCUCAUUCUUCUCCAUCGCCACUUGGGCAAUCCUGACCUACUUUGCGCUGGGCCGCUUUCGUCGCGGCGUUAACGAAGUUACCAUCCCAACCUACGUGGAGCCGCCACAAGAUCACAACAGCCCUUACCCUCCGACCUACGCCCCCACCUCCUACAACCCCACUACCUACAACCCCACUACCUACACCCCUACCACUUACGCAGCCUAUCCCAGCGGUGUGCCCGACAUGCACCAGCAGCCUCCCUUCCCCCCUAACCCCCAGCCGCAAGGAGACGCCGGCUACCAGCCGCCCAGCUACUGAGACAAAGGGACGAGGCGUGUUCCCGGUCAUCUGUUGGUACACUGAUUGUAGUUGCACUGCGCAGACACAGAGCUAUAUCAUAUUGAUGUGGUUUUACGUUUGAUGCAACACAUUUUUCCAUGUGUUGUCUGAUUUGAGAGCCUGAGCAGUGCAACUGCAAGUUAGAGAUGAGGGACGCUGCUGUUUACGUCAAAGCGUCUGAAGUCAGAUUUUAAGACAUCAGUCUGACUGUUGAGAUUAGCGCUGGGAAAUCUGACCUUAGUCCUGUGUGCAAAGAUACAACUUUUUUACCUCAAAUGGGCUGAUCCUGAAGGGGAGAGGUAGAUAAAAUGUAUCCAGGAGGUCAAAGGUCGUGUGUGUGUGUGUGUGUGUGUGUGUGUGUGUGUGUGUGUGUGUGUGUGUGUGUGU
Molecule: messenger RNA, 1361 nt
Organism: Cottoperca gobio
Lineage: Eukaryota; Metazoa; Chordata; Actinopteri; Perciformes; Bovichtidae
Gene: syngr2b
Product: synaptogyrin 2b
Exons: 4
Coding region: 192-953 (253 amino acids)
Cellular component (GO): neuromuscular junction; synaptic vesicle membrane
Source: RefSeq, a predicted model, not a curated record